Alternaria rosae is the source of this 837-nucleotide messenger RNA. RefSeq names its product putative methyltransferase-domain-containing protein. Lineage: Eukaryota; Fungi; Ascomycota; Dothideomycetes; Pleosporales; Pleosporaceae. The transcript is spliced from 3 exons. The coding region runs from base 1 to 837 and encodes 278 amino acids. The record is from RefSeq and is a predicted model, not a curated record.
AUGGACGCUCCAUCCAAUCUAUCGCAGCUACGCAUCUUGCAACGCCAGUAUUUCCAGCUGGUCGAACCACACCAAUUGAGAUGGCCAGAUGAUGCGAUACUAAAAGCGCCAAACGUACAGGCGUGGCUCUUCCACAACCUAUUCGAUGCGGCGAAUAUCACAUCACUACCCCCGGGCCGCUAUCGGUUGAGGAUUCUCAAACAACUUGUCGCAAAACUCGAGAGGUCGAUCACUGACCCGGAGGAGGAUCAAAAAGCAUUCGUGACGUACUCUUACCCCGAUCAUUUACUCGAUGAUAGCGUAACGCACGAACGUACGGUAACGCUACUUGAAGCGCGAUCCGUCAUCUCCUCGUCCGGGACGACUGGUCUCAGAACUUGGGAAGCCGCGUUGCUACUCGGGUCGCAUCUCGCGUCCGAGGCUGGCCGACCGUUUGUAUCCGGGAAGAGAGUAUUUGAACUUGGCGCAGGAACUGGCAUGCUGUCCAUUCUUUGCGCGAAGCACUUGGGGGCGGCCGGCGUGGUUGCUACAGAUGGCGACGAGGCUGUUGUGGAUGCCAUCAAAACAAAUCUUUUUCUCAAUGGACUUGAUGUCGAUGACACGUCCCGGAUUCAAGUGCGGACAGCGCUGAGGUGGGGCCAUCCCAUUGACGCAGCGGCUUUUUCCGAAGACUAUGGCAUGAGCGUACCAGAUGUUGUAGUGGGAGCAGACGUGACAUACGACAAGUCCGUCAUUCCGCGAUUGGUCUCGACCCUGGGAGAAUUCUUCGACCUGAACCCAGCGCUCGAAGCUUUGAUAUCUGCGACGAUUCGCAACGAACAAACGUUCGAGACCUGA